Morus notabilis is the source of this 2991-nucleotide messenger RNA. RefSeq names its product potassium transporter 2. Gene Ontology annotation, molecular function: potassium ion transmembrane transporter activity. NCBI's taxonomy places the organism in Eukaryota, Viridiplantae, Streptophyta, Magnoliopsida, Rosales, Moraceae. The coding region runs from base 201 to 2585 and encodes 794 amino acids. The transcript has 10 exons. Gene Ontology annotation, biological process: potassium ion transmembrane transport. Gene Ontology annotation, cellular component: plasma membrane. The record is from RefSeq and is a predicted model, not a curated record.
AAAAAUAUGUAUUGCUCAGCUCUGUAAAGAUAUGGUAGGGAUGUGAAUGCGAUAGAAGUAUGGAUGGCAUGUGGGUUUAUUUAAAAAAUGGGGUGAACGUGUCCCUUUGUCUCCUCUAUCUGCUGAGAAUAAAAUCUGCAAAGUUAACUGCCCUCCACAGAUGAAAUCCGAAGUCUGAAGAUUGGAAGGUUUGAUGACAAAUGGAUCUUAGCCAUGGAAAGUGUUGGAACACUCCAAAGGAAUCAUGGAAGAACAUCCUUCUCUUGGCAUACCAAAGCCUUGGUGUGGUUUAUGGAGACCUGAGCAUUUCUCCUCUUUAUGUUUACAAGAGCACAUUUGCGGAAGACAUAACACAUUCAGAAACCAAUGAAGAGAUUUAUGGGGUUCUUUCUUUUGUCUUCUGGACUCUUACUUUAGUCCCUCUUUUCAAGUAUGUCUUUGUGGUCCUUCGAGCUGAUGACAAUGGAGAGGGUGGUACUUUUGCACUGUAUUCUCUAAUAUGUAGGCAUGCAAAAGUGAGCCUUUUGCCCAACAGACAAGUUGCUGAUGAAUCACUCUCUACAUAUAAAUUGGAACACCCACCAGAGAAGAAAAUCACUUCAAAGGUGAAACUCAUUCUUGAGAAGUACAAGGCCUUGCAUACAGCUUUGUUGGUUCUGGUCCUUCUUGGUACUUGUAUGGUAAUUGGGGAUGGGCUGCUCACUCCAGCUAUUUCCGUUUUUUCUGCAGUAUCUGGGCUUGAGUUAUCCAUGUCCAAGGAGCACCACCAGUAUGCCGUGAUUCCAAUUACCUGCUUCAUAUUAGUGUGCCUGUUUGCACUUCAACACUACGGCACACAUCGAGUUGGAUUCUUCUUUGCUCCGAUUGUGUUGACAUGGCUUUUAUGCAACAGUGCCCUUGGCUUGUAUAAUAUAAUCCACUGGAAUCCGCAUGUUUAUCAAGCUCUUUCUCCAUACUAUAUGUUCAAAUUCUUGAAGAAGACAAGGAUAAGUGGAUGGAUGUCUUUAGGUGGAAUAUUAUUAUGCAUAACGGGUUCAGAAGCAAUGUUUGCUGAUCUUGGACACUUCUCAUAUACUGCCAUUCAGAUUGCUUUCACCUUUCUCGUUUAUCCAGCACUUAUAUUGGCGUACAUGGGCCAAGCUGCUUACUUGUCACAUCAUCACCACUCCAGUCACCAUAUCAGUUUUUAUAUAUCAGUUCCAGAAUGCGUAAGGUGGCCGGUGCUUGUCAUAGCAAUUCUUGCAUCUGUUGUGGGAAGCCAGGCAAUCAUCAGUGGAACAUUUUCUAUCAUAAACCAGAGCCAGUCACUUGGUUGCUUCCCAAGAGUCAAGGUCGUUCACACUUCUGACAAGAUACAUGGCCAGAUUUAUAUUCCCGAGAUCAAUUGGAUUCUCAUGAUCCUCUGCAUUGCUGUGACCAUCGGAUUUAGAGACACAAAACACAUGGGAAAUGCAUCAGGUCUAGCAGUGAUGACAGUUAUGUUAGUUACAACAUGCCUCACUUCUUUGGUGAUUAUCAUUUGCUGGAAUAAACCCCCUAUAAUAGCUCUUUUAUUUCUGCUCUUCUUUGGCUCUAUUGAAUUGCUCUACUUCUCAGCUUCACUCACCAAGUUCACCGAAGGUGCCUGGCUCCCCAUCCUUCUGGCCCUUAUCCUCAUGACCAUCAUGUUUGUUUGGCACUACGCCACCAUCAAGAAGUACGAAUAUGACCUCCACAACAAGGUUUCUCUAGAAUGGCUGCUAGCCUUAGGUCCGAGCCUUGGAAUUGCUAGAGUCCCUGGAAUUGGCCUAGUCUUCACGGAUCUCACUUCUGGUAUCCCGGCCAACUUCUCACGCUUUGUGACCAACCUCCCUGCCUUCCACCGCAUCCUUGUUUUCGUGUGUGUGAAGUCGGUACCUGUCCCCUUCGUGCCUCCUGCUGAGAGAUACCUUGUGGGCCGUGUUGGCCCUGAAGCUCAUCGAUCUUACAGGUGCAUUGUCCGGUACGGAUACCGCGACGUUCAUCAAGAUGUUGACUCCUUUGAGUCAGAGCUUGUCGACAGGCUGGUUGAUUUCAUCCGGUACGAUUGGUGCAGAGCACAUGGGGCUAACUCGUACAUUGAGGAUGAUCAUGUACCGCGAUCUAACGAGUCAAGCGAGUGCAGAUUAGCUGUGAUAGGGACAGUGGCAUUCUCCGGAGCACCAGCUUAUGAGAUUGAGGAGUCUGUGCAGCCAGAAAGCGUCUCAGUCGAUUUUCCAACCGUCGAGAGUGUAACAGACUUUAUUGAGAUGGAACCGGUUGGUGGUGCCAUUGGGAAGAGAGUGAGGUUCGCCAUCGAUGAGGAGUCAGAAACCGACAAUUCGAGGGUUGAGAUGCAAAUGCAGUUGCAAGAAGAGCUGGAAGAACUGUACCAAGCUCAACAGGCUGGUACUGCAUUCAUUCUGGGACACUCGCAUGUGCAGGCAAAGCAAGGGUCAUCAGUGUUCAAGAGAUUGGCCAUAAACUUUGGGUACAAUUUCCUGAGGAGGAAUUGUCGGGGCCCAGAUGUGGCGCUCAAGGUUCCACCGGUGUCCCUGCUUGAGGUCGGCAUGGUUUAUGUUGUGUGAGGCCACAUAUGUAAUUACCCCUUUUUUUCUUUUUGGUUAUUUUCUAUAGAGGAACUGAAGAGAGGUCUGCCAAGGAAAUAUUGUGAGUGAUUGCGCAGAUUUAGGAGGUUCUUAAUAGGAGUAAUUCUAAUCUUAAAUAGCAAUUCCAAGCCAGAGAAAAAAAGGAGCUUAAGAAAAAUUCCAUCUUAACUAUGAUUUUUGGAUCUACAGUUAAAAAAGAAGAGAGAGAGAGAUAAAAAAGAAGGAAAGAAAGAAAAACUUGUGUGUCAGCAGUGACAAAGUAUCACUAUUAUAUCAUGUUAUGCAGUAUUAAUAGUAGUUUAAGUAAAUGCAAUGUAAUUAAAGCUAUUAUGGGUUUUAGUCCAUAGAAAUAUCAUUCAUAAAACGGUUACCUCGUCAACAUCAG